Diplodia corticola is the source of this 714-nucleotide messenger RNA. RefSeq names its product pre-mrna-splicing factor cwc15. The coding region runs from base 1 to 714 and encodes 237 amino acids. Gene Ontology annotation, molecular function: RNA binding. Gene Ontology annotation, cellular component: catalytic step 2 spliceosome. Lineage: Eukaryota; Fungi; Ascomycota; Dothideomycetes; Botryosphaeriales; Botryosphaeriaceae. Gene Ontology annotation, biological process: mRNA cis splicing, via spliceosome. The record is from RefSeq and is a predicted model, not a curated record. The transcript has 3 exons.
AUGACGACCGCUCACAGACCCACGUUCGACCCGGCCAAGGGUAAGGACGCCCUCCGUGGGCCAGCCUACCACCAGCGCCUUCUUCCAGCGCAUAUGACCCUCAAGACCCGCCAGCCGGGUCAGGGCGGCAUUGCCGACGAGCAGCGCGAUCUCCGCGCCGAGCUCCUCAAAGCCGAAGCUGCGCACUUUGCCAAGAAGAACGGCGGCCCCGCUCCCGACGACGACGAUGAUGAGGGCACGACCACGGCGAAGCGGCAACUGGAAGACGCACCGGCAGACGUUGGGGCAGAUGAAGACGAGACGCCGGAAGCGAAGAGACGGCGGCUUAUAUUAGAGGAGGCACGAGACAUCGAUGCAGAUUCGGACGGCUCCAGCAGCGAAAGCAGCGACGAGGAAGAAGACGACGACGAUGAAGAAGACGAGACGGCCGAACUGAUGCGCGAGCUGGAGAAGAUCAAGCGGGAACGUGCCGAGCAGAAAGCCAAGGAAGAGGCCGAAAAGAAUGCGCAGGAGCAGGAGGAGCGCGAGUUCGAAAUCGCGCGCGGUAACCCUCUGCUGAAUCCCAAGGACUUCAAUGUCAAGCGUCGUUGGGACGACGAUGUUGUCUUCAAGAACCAAGCGCGUGGCGUCGACGACAAGAAGCCCAAGGAAUUCGUCAACGACCUUCUCCGCUCCGAUUUCCACAAGCGCUUCAUGAGCCGCUACGUGCGAUAG